This is a messenger RNA of Paramormyrops kingsleyae, 4493 nucleotides long. Its product is annotated as SR-related CTD-associated factor 8. The record is from RefSeq and is a predicted model, not a curated record. Gene Ontology annotation, molecular function: RNA binding. Lineage: Eukaryota; Metazoa; Chordata; Actinopteri; Osteoglossiformes; Mormyridae. Gene Ontology annotation, cellular component: nucleus.
UCGCCCCUCCGGCCGCCAUAUUUGGCUUCCCUACCACCUCUGUUAGACGCCUCUCUGAGAGCAUGCGGAAAACCGGGCUGUGAGAGCACAGCGAACACCCUAAAAGCGCCGCCAUUAUCAUAUAUAUAUUGUUUUAUAUAUAUAUAGUAACACCAUGGAGGCCGUUAAAGCAUUUAAUGGCGAGUUGUACUCUCUGAAUGAAUACAAGCCUCCAAUAUCCAAAGCAAAGAUGACCCAGAUAACAAAAUCAGCUAUAAAAGCUAUAAAGUUUUAUAAGCAUGUUGUGCAGAGUGUGGAGAAGUUCAUUCAGAAAUGCAAACCGGAGUACAAGGUCCCCGGCUUGUACGUUAUCGACUCCAUAGUGAGGCAGUCACGGCACCAGUUCGGUCAAGAGAAAGACGUGUUUGCACCACGCUUCAGCAAGAACAUCAUAGGAACCUUCCAGAACUUGUAUCGAUGCCCGUCUGAUGACAAGAGUAAGAUCGUGAGAGUGCUGAACCUCUGGCAGAAGAACAACGUCUUCAAGAGCGACAUCAUCCAGCCCCUGCUGGACAUGGCGGUGGGGCUGCCCCCGCUCAGCGUGACGCCCGUCACGGCCAGCAGUGCAGCCACCGUCAACAACACUACCCCAGGGACCCCAGCCACUCCCGCCACCCCCGCCAACAUUGUGCAGAGCUUGCCUGACUGGGCGUCGCAGAUCUCAAACACGGACACCGUGGCUGCAGUGGCCCAGAUCCUGCAGUCUCCGCAGGGGCAGCAGCUGCAGCAGCUGGUGCAAAGCCUGCAACUGCAGCAGCAGAAGCCCCAGCCCUCGCUCCUGCAGGCCCUGGAUGCAGGCCUAGUGGUGCAGCUGCAGGCCCUCACGGCGCAGCUCACAGCGGCCGCCGCAGCCAACACCUUCAACCCGCUGGAGCAGAGGGUGUCGUCCUUCAACAAGAAACUCCUUGGUCAGUUUGACUUUGGAAACGAUUCUGAGCGUCCCGAAGAGUCCAAGAAGGACACAUCGUCUCAGCUGCCGAUGGUCCCAGAGUCCAUCAACAGCUCCCUCUUCCACCAGCUGGCCGAACAGCUGCAGCAGCAAAACUUGGAGCAGUUCCAGAAGCAGUUGCUGGACCAGCAGCACCAGCAGCAGAAGACCUUGUCCAUGGAAGGACAGGAGGCCAUAUUUGGCACUGAGAGCUCGGCCACGCCCUCCCAGAACAGCAGCCAGCAGCAACUGCAGGAGGCCGACGCUAAACUGGACGACUCCAUCGACAACCAGCAGCAGGACAUGGACCUGGACGAAGGGCAGGACACGGUGGACGGGGAGAUCUUUGAAUCUGAGGAGAAGGCCGUGAGCACAAGGUCCAGGACGCGGUCGAGAUCCCGCUCCAGGUCACCGCGAAAGCGUAGGUCGAGGUCACGUUCGGGCUCGCGGAAACGCAAGCACCGCAAGCGGUCACGCUCACGCUCCCGGGAGAGGAAGAGGAAGUCGUCCCGCUCAUACUCCAGCGAGCGAAGGGCCAGGGAGCGCGAGAAGGAGCGGCAGAAGAAGGGGCUGCCGCCCAUACGCUCCAAGACGCUCAGCGUAUGCAGUACGACGCUGUGGGUGGGGCAAGUUGAUAAGAAGGCUACUCAGCAAGACCUCACCAACCUGUUUGAAGAAUUCGGCCAGAUUGAGUCUAUCAAUAUGAUACCCCCUAGAGGCUGUGCCUACAUCUGCAUGGUCCACAGGCAGGAUGCCUUCCGUGCGCGACAGAAGCUCAGCACCGGCUCCUACAAGAUCGGCUCUAAAGUCAUCAAGAUCGCCUGGGCUCUGAACAAAGGGGUGAAGCAGGAGUACAAGCAGUUCUGGGAUGUGGACCUGGGCGUGACCUACAUCCCCUGGGAGAAAGUGAAGCUCGACGACCUGGACGGCUUCGCCGAGGGCGGCAUCAUCGACCAGGAGACCGUCAACAGCGAGUGGGAGGCGGCCCGCAAUGCAGAGCCGGUCAAGGAGUCCACCAGCCAAGCCGCGGUGAGCGCCGACCCCGGCAGCUCUGGCAGCCAGCAGACGGAGGCCUUCUCGCAGCCUGUCACCAUGAUGCCUGUGCAGAUUCCAGUAGCCCAGGGUGUCCCCACAGUGGGUCUGGUGCCCCCGUCCUUCCCAGUCUCAAUGGCGAUGCCCCCCCCAGGCUUUGGCCCACCGCCCCCCUUCCUGAGAGCAGGGUUCAACACCUCGCAGCCCCCACCCGGUUUCAUGCCACCGCCUGUGGUUCCCCAGACGACGGUGGGACCCGGGAUCCCAUCUGUCCCCACGUCUCUGGUCCAGCCCUCCAUGUCAGCCACACAGGAGAACACGAAGGACUCGCCCUUCGGGGCCAUGAUUCCCCCCGUCAGCAGCAUCCCAGGCAGCUUCAUCCCCCCAGCCGUUCCGGGCUCUGGGGUCUUCAACCCCGUGGCAGUGCCCCCUCAGCCGUCGGCAAGCGAGAAGCCCACGCAGGCGGCGGACGGGAGGGAUGCCGCCGUGGACAUAGCGCUGCAGGGGAUGCAGACGGUGCGGAGCGGCAUGGGUCUCCUGGGCAUGCACCCCUCGGCCUCCCUGAGCCACCCCCUGCACCAGGCGGGCCUGGCUGGCCAGAGGAUGCCUGGACUGCUGCCCCUCGACCUCCGUCCUGGGUUACUCCAGGGAGCCGGGGCUGGUACCGGAAGCAGGUUCCCCCUCCUCAUGCAACCAGGAGUGAUGCCUCAAGCCAGUGGUGUGGGGUCCGGCCCAACAAUGGAACCCAGCCCACAGCAGCAGCCCCCAUCCCGUGCCCCCUUCCCCCACGUCGACCCCUUCAGUCGGGCCGAGGGCUCCUUUGGGAGGCCGUCGAAUCAGCCCGGCGACAGCCUGCCAAAGCCUGAAGAUGAGGCCCCUCGUGGUGCAGACCGUGCCCAGCAGGAGGGAGACCAGGACUACCGCUUUCCUCCUCCAGAAAAGCAGCCUGCUGGCCCACCCCGAACCCCAGCGGAGCCCAGGGAGGGAACUGGAAGACCACCAUUGCUAGAGUCCCGGGACACAUUGCGCCGGCCUCCGGGGGAAGGCAGAGAGGCUGGAAUGGGCAGGAGGGAGCCCCUAGGCGCCUUCAGACCCGACAGCCGCUGGGGUCCUCCCAGGGGGGACUUUGAUGAACGAGACCUGCGAGGACCACCAGCUGGGGGCCCCCGAGGUUUUCAGGAGGAGCGGCCAAACGGGGGAGCCACCUUCACCAACCGCUUCGAGAGCCGAGGAGGGGGGCCUGGCUGGAGUCGCGGCGGAGCGGCGUUCGAGCCUGAUGUGCACCAGGACUUUGAUGAUCGCCGCAGGCCCUGGGAGCGGCAGAGGGACCGUGACGACCGGGACUUUGAUUUCCGCAGAGAUGUCAAUGGGGGUCGGCUGAGCCGCGAGCGAGACAGAGAGAGGGAGCAUGACCGCGACCGUGGGCGUGACAGAAACCGUGACAGGGAUCGGGAUCGCGAGCGGGACCGCGACCGGCCCCGGGAGCGCGAUGGUGAGACCUGGGCUCCCGCGGCGUCCCUUUCUGCCACGCCAUCCGUGCCGGAGACUGGCAAACAGCUGUGGGUGAACGGCGGGAAGACUGAGGCGGCGCCCCCACCGGAGCUCGCAGCGGCGCCGUCGCAGGCCGUCCCUGAGAAAGCCCCCAACGAGCCAGACCCCCCCGAGCAGCAGGCCGCCCACAUGGAUGUAGACAGUGAACAGAGCGAGCCGAAGCAGCAAGCUGAGAAACAGCCAGUGGUAGAGAGCACAGAGACUGAGGGGACAUAAUCAUCACUCAGUAGGUAAAGACCAUUUUGUAAAGUUGUCAUCUCUGUACUCAUUUAAGUGGCUGACUGGACUUGUUAAUAUCCCACUUGCCGUCUGACACAGAUACCUAACAAAUGUGUUCAUCUUUCUCAUAACGGUGUACAACUUACUUCUAUAGAUGGCUUGCUAGAGGAUCCAGUGGUAGGUAAUUUCUAUUUUUAUUUUUUAGUUUUAACGAAAGCCACCCCACGGUUUCAAUUAGGUGAUUUUUUUUCCAUGAAGUGCUUGCCAAAACGUUUUUAACUGCACACGGAUGAAAAAAAAGGCUGUGACCUUCCUAUGGAAGAGUUUAAGGAAUCCCGGCUGUUUCUGAUGGAUUGACUGCCGAUUUGCGGAAUACUUGAACAUAGCAGUCGCUGUAUCGCCCGUAUUGUCUGACUCCUUUUAAACGCUGCUGUCGGAAUCUGAAAUGCCUCCGUGGUGUUUUAUGCUCUCUGUCUUUUUAAGCAUAACAUAAGUACCGCAAGUAAAGUAAGAACAGUACUGAGUUCCAGUUUCUUUUUUGAAAGGACAAUUUUAAUAAAUUAAAAAUGUUCUGUAUUAUCCCCAAAAUAAAUGUCUGUGAUUUGUUCAUCAUAUUGCAGUGAUUGAAACAACUACAAAAAAGAAAAAAAAUAUAUAUAUAAGUAUAAAUGAAUGUUGGGUGCAUCCUGUUUUUAGUUGCUAAUAAACAUUUUGUUUGUUAAAA